Lactuca sativa (garden lettuce) is the source of this 828-nucleotide messenger RNA. NCBI's taxonomy places the organism in Eukaryota, Viridiplantae, Streptophyta, Magnoliopsida, Asterales, Asteraceae. The record is from RefSeq and is a predicted model, not a curated record.
AUGGGUCCAUUUCUGCCAUCUUUUGGGUUUGUGUACAUCUUAGUUGAUGUGGAUAACGUGUCCAAAUGGGUCGAGGCAAAAGAUAGACGAACAGACAAUGCUAAGGUUGUAGUUGAUUUUGUCAAGAAAAAUAUAUUUGCAAGAUUUGGGACACCAAAAGCCAUUAUUAGUGAUCGGGGCACGCAUUUCUGCAACCGCACCCUCGAAGCAGUCCUCAAGAAAUAUGGUGUCACACAUCGGGUAUCCACAACAUAUCACUCGCAAACCAACGGGCAGGCUGAUGCUUCAAACAAACAGAUCAAGGGCAUUAUAGAGAAAACCAUCAUUCCGGUCAAGAAAGAUUGGAGUAUUCGAUUGGAUGAUGCGUUAUGGGCUCACCGGACAUCAUACAAAACUUAUAUCGAGCAUCGAGCAUAUUGGGCUGUCAAAAAGUUGAACAUGAGUAUGGAUGAAGCUGGUAAGAAAAGAAAAUUGGAUAUUCAAGAGUUAGAAGAAAUCUGGAACAAAGUUUACGAGAACGAAGCAAUCUAUAAGGGGAAGAUGAAAGCGUUUCACGACAAGAUGAUCUCGCGAAAGGUAUUCACUACAGGUCAAAAGGUACUCUUAUAUCACUCUUGUUUCAAACUUAUUUCUGGUAAAUUGAGGUCUCGUUGGGUGGGACCUUUUGUUGUUACUAACGUGUUUGAUCAUGGUGCUAUAGAAAUUAAGAGUGAACAAAUAGGAAAGAUUUUUAAGGUAAAUGGUCAUCGUCACAAACCAUUUUACGAAGGGUUUCAAGUUACAAAUGAAGAAGUGGAGGUAGUCGAGGUCCCAACUUACCGCAAUUGA